GGUCGUCUCUUCUGGUCUCUCUCUCCUCCCAUCUUACAAAAGAUUUUCUUAAAAUUAGUUCCUUCUUCUUCUUCCUUGAUAUACACCAACGCGCAAUCCUAACCCUUAACCUUAUACUUCCUUCCUUAAUUAAUCUGAAUUUGCUAACUUGUUCCGACUUCAUCUCUUUCACUCGCAAUCUGAGUUCUGGCUAAAGAUUUUGACUUGGAGGAGGUGAGGAGAUUCAUUGUUCCGAGUAGAGUGAGAAAAAAAGAGACUUUUUUAAGAUUGAAGAAGAAAGAUGCGAAUUUUGUGCGAUGCCUGCGAGAACGCAGCCGCUAUCGUCUUUUGCGCCGCCGAUGAAGCUGCCCUUUGUCGCCCCUGCGAUGAAAAAGGAACGUACGUUUUGUCUCCAGAGUUUGCAUUUUGUAUAACUUCUGGAGAAUGAAAAUUAUCCAUUUUUCCGCUCUUUGCCAUUAAUCAACCCCUUACUUCAGUUAGAUGACUCUUAAGGGUUCAUAUGUGCAACAAGCUAGCUAGUCGGCAUGUACGUGUUGGUUUAGCCGAACCAAGCAAUGCACCGUGCUGUGAUAUAUGCGAAAAUGCACCUGCCUUCUUUUACUGUGAGAUAGACGGUAGUUCCCUUUGCCUGCAAUGUGACAUGGUAGUACAUGUUGGUGGCAAGAGAACUCACGGUCGGUUUCUUUUGCUGAGACAGAGAAUUGAGUUUCCAGGUGAUAAGCCUAAACCAAGCACUACUAGGGACAGUUUGCAGAACCAAAGAGUCUCUACACAUGCAAAUGGUGAAGCUAAUGGCAAGAUGGAUGACGAAAUGAUCGAUUUAAAUGCUAAUCCGCAAAGAGUACAUGAGCCAGCAUCAAACAACAAUGGCAUUGAUGGAAAUAACUCAAACAAUCACGAGCCUGCAGGCAUUGUACCCGUUGGACCCUUUAAACGAGAGUCUGAGAAGUGAUAAAGGUGAAUGAGAGAGAGAGAGACUUUACUCUCUGAUACCAAUAUAAUCAGUUUAAGAAGAAGAUUGUAAAAAGUUUCAAGAACUGGAGAUCGUUUGCUCUACGCCAGCUUUGUUGUUGGAGAGGGGAAGGUUUAUGUUGUUUGUGCAUUAUCUUAGUUUAACGGAAUUAGCUUAAGGGCUCACAGUCACAGGGAUAUAAGCUAAUAUCUGAAAUUCUGAAUAUUUUUAUUUUCUU
Camelina sativa (false flax) is the source of this 1190-nucleotide messenger RNA. Its product is annotated as B-box zinc finger protein 19. Gene Ontology annotation, biological process: photomorphogenesis; regulation of DNA-templated transcription. Gene Ontology annotation, molecular function: zinc ion binding. The record is from RefSeq and is a predicted model, not a curated record. NCBI's taxonomy places the organism in Eukaryota, Viridiplantae, Streptophyta, Magnoliopsida, Brassicales, Brassicaceae. Gene Ontology annotation, cellular component: nucleus.